UGUUAUAAGUUAAAUCAAAUGGAACGCCUUUUUUAUUGAACCGUUCUAUUUGAUUUUACUAUAGAAAAGUAAAUAAAUAUUAAAUUUGACUUUAUAUUAUAGGAUGGUGUUAUGAGAUAAGCGUUCUAUUUGGUUUUAGUAAUAAAAAAACGCAGUGGGCGUGCAGAUUCCCGUGAGGCCAAAUAUUUAGUUUUUGUAAAAAAUUAACUCUAACUAAAAUAAAGCCUAUGGCAUUUUACCAAAAGGGAAAAAGGAUAAAAUAAUAAAUAAAAAAAGUAAAAACCCUUUGACGUUGAAACUCCAAAACUUCCUCUCAACCUCCACGACUCCACCUCCAUAACUGCAAUUCUUCUCCACCGUUUAUCCACCGGCUGCCGCUUCUCCGAUCCUUUCCAAUUCAUCAAUAGGCGCUUCUCAUCUCAGAAACAUAGAAGCCAGUGUUUUGAAAUGGAUAAAAGUUGGAUUACAACCAAAAAAACUCGGAGACCCAGAAUAUGAUGCCGGGGUUGUCGAAUUUAUUAAAUUUGCAGUUACGAAUAGUGAAGGUCGUGAUGUUAUUCUGUGUCCUUUCCAUAUCUGCCAUAAUCUUAGUUAUCACAAGGUUGAUGUAAUACUUGCUCAUUUGAGUAAAUGGGAAUUUGAUCGAACAUAUACUUGUUGGUAUCGCCAUGGAGAAAGUAGAGUAGGAACUUCAUCAAUGGGUGAAAAAAUGGAUAAUUCUAAUGUUCAUGGUGAAUAUGAGGGUGAUAACUUAGAUGACAUGAUAGAUGAAUUUAAGGAAAGGGUUGAGAAUGAUCCUGAUGUGACCAUUGAGGAUUUGAUAAGUGAUUUCGAGAAGCCCUUAUAUGGAGGUUGUGACAAGUACACAAGAUUGUCUGGUGUACUUAAGUUGUACAAUAUAAAGGCGGGUCAUGGCUAGACAGAUUUGAUCUUUAAUGCAUUACUUGAGUUUUUGAUUGACAUGCUUACUCCUAAUAAUGUUUUGCCGAGUUCUACAUAUGAGGCAAAAAAAAUAUUGUGUACAAUGGGCUUGCGUUAUGAUAGAAUUCAUGCUUGUCCUAAUGAUUGCAUACUGUACCGAAAAGAAUAUGAAUCUCUUAAGAGUUGCCCUCAAUGCAAUGUCUCAAGAUACAAAAUAACAGAAGGAGUUCCAGCUAAGGUGUUACUGUACUUCCCAAUUAUUCCAAGAUUCAAACGUAUGUAUUCGAAUCCUGGAGAGGCAAAGAAAUUGACAUGGCAUGAAUUUGGGCGGAAAAAAGAUGGAUUACUUAGACACCCAGCUGAUUCUCCACAAUGGAAGUCUAAUGAUGACAAAUGGGAUGAUUUUGGUCGUGAAGAACGAAACCUCCGCCUUGCAUUGUCUACUGAUGGAAUGAAUCUAUAUGGCUCUCUAAGUAGCACCCGUAGUACUUCGCCAGUUAUGUUGGCCAUUUACAACUUGCCUCCCUCCUUAUGCAUGAAAAGAAAAUACAUAAUAUUGUCAAUGAUAAUUCCUGAACCAAAACAGCCCAGAAAUGAUAUUUGUGUGUACUUGGCGCCUCUCAUUGGAGAUUUGUUAUUGUUGUGGGAGAUGGGGGUGGUAGUGUUUGAUGCUAACUGAAAUUUUUUCAAUCUGAGAGCAUUAUUGUUCUGCAUAAUCCAAGAUUUUCUAGCAUAUGGUAAUCUUUCAGGGUAUAGUGUCAAAGGAACCGCUCCUUGCCCUAUAUGCGAAGACCAUUGGAAGGGAGAGUAUAUGAAAGGAUCUAAAAAAACAGUCUACUAUGACCAUCGCCCAUUUCUUCCUUGUGAUCAUUACUAUCGAAGAAUGAAAAAGGCUUUUACUGGAAAACAGGUGUUUGCUAGCCAACCACAUGUCUCUUCUAGCCUUGAAGUGUAUGAAAAGGUUAAAUACAUUCGAAUUACAUUUGGCAAGUUGAAGAAAAAUAAAGAUGUUAUUCCUAAACAGGGGUACAAGAAGUGUUCGGAAUUGUAGCGCCUUCCUUAUUGGAGAUUUCUCUAUGUACGACAUUGUUUAGAUGUGAUGCACAUUGAGAAGAAUGUAUGUGAUAGUCUGAUUGGCACUUUAUUAGACAUUAAUGGUGAGACAAAAGAUAGUAAAGGUGCUCGGUUAGAUUUAGCAAAAAUGAAGAUUAGAAGUGAGCUUCAUGCUAUUAAGUCUGGAGACCGUUCAUAUUUACCUCCUGCUGUGUAUACACUAUCUAAGAAAGAAAAGACAGAGCUUUGUGCAUCCUUAGCUGGGGUAAAAGUGCUUGAGGGUUUUUCUUCUAACAUAUCAUCUCUUGUUUCAAUGCAAAAUUUGAAACUUGUGGGUCUUAAGUCUCAUGAUUGUCAUGUUUUGAUGCAAUAUCUCCUACCUGUUGCUAUUCGUUCUAUUUUACCGAAAAAUUUGCGAUAUGCCAUUAUUAGGUUAUGUUCUUUCUUUAAUGCAAUAUAUAGUAAAGUCUUUAAUCCUAGUGAUUUGGAGUCUAUGGAAACAUAAAUUGUUGUCAUUUUAUGCCAACUUGAGAUGUAUUUUCCCCCGGCAUUUUUCGAUAUCAUGGUUCAUCUACCUAUUGACUUGAUUAGAGAGAUAAAAUAUUGUGGUCCCGUGCAUAUGAGAAGUUCAUGGCCUUUUGAAAGGCAAAUGAAAACAUAUAAGGGAUAUGUUAAGAAUCUUUCUCGACCAGAAGCUUGUAUAGCAGAGAAAAUGGUAUAUGAAUUAGCUAUUGAAUUUAGCGUGGAACUUCUUGGAGAUAUGAAGACAAUAAGGCUUCCAACUUCUUGACACAGCGGGAUAUUAGAUUGUAAAGGAACUAUAGGUCAUAGAAACAGUGACUUGUCUCGAGAUAAAUGGCGUAUGGCACACAUAUAUUCUUCACAAUGAAGAGGAAGUUGUACCUUACGUCGAGCGGUAUAUGAAUCUUUUAAGGAGAAUAAUUCAGAAGGCUAAUCCAAAAGCAGUAGCUGCUGAACAUAACAAAUCAUUUUCCAUCUGGUUCAAGAAUAAGGUAAUGAGAGAGCUUCAAGUUUCAUCAAGUCUGAUUUCAGAUCGUCUUAAAAGUUUGGCUUAUGGACCAGAUUUUCAAGCCACUUUUUAUUCGGGAUAUAUCAUCAAUUGUUGGAAUUUUUUUACAAAGGAUCAAGAUUAUAAGAGUACUAUGAAAAUUAGUGGGGUAUCUUUAGAAGCAGAAGCAAUGCAUUUUUCAAGUGCGAAAGACAAUCGUCCUGUUUUGUGUAAAAUGCAAUAUUAUGGGGUAAUUAAAGAAAUUUGUGAGUUACAUUACUCUGAUUUUUCUGUACCCGUGUUCUGUUGUAAAUGGGCUGAUAACAACAAUAAUGUUGUCCAUGAUGACAUGGGGCAUACUUCAAUGAAUCUUCACAAGAUUGGUCAUAAGGAAGAUCCUUAUAUUUUAGCUUGCCAAGCUAAACAAGUUUUCUAUAUGACUGAUCCACCUUAUAAGAGAAGGUCGAUUGUUAUAGCACCAAGACCUCGCUAUGCCAUUGAUGAACAUGAUGACAAUGUUGAUUUUGAGGAAAGGCUCGGGUUAAAUGAUGAUGUUGUGAAUGAUGAUGUUGAUGCCGAUGAUUCAUUAACAUAUGUAUGCAAUGAUCACGAAGAAGGGAUUUGGGCCAAUAACAAAGAUGGUAAUACUAAAGGACCUCAAAAGCGGCGUCGUUAAACAAAGUGUCCAUAGAAAGUUGGCAAGGCUAUGGAUAUAGAGGAAUUAGAAGAUCAUUUGUGAUAACCUUAACUCUAAACAGAGUUUUGGUUCUUAAUUUCUUAUAUUAGUGCAGUAGCUGGAUUAUUUGGUAUGUGUACUUAAUAGUUAUUUUAUAAUAAUCAAGUUUUCAUUCUUCCCAUAAAAAUUCCUCUAAGAAAUUAAUGUUUCUUGUAACCAAGUAAAGUUAAUAUCCUAAUGUUGACAGGUAGUGCUAUCAUGUGUACGUUUCUCUUUCUUUAACUAUUUAUAUUAAUUGUGCUUAAACCUCAUAAA
Molecule: messenger RNA, 3974 nt
Organism: Chenopodium quinoa (quinoa)
Lineage: Eukaryota; Viridiplantae; Streptophyta; Magnoliopsida; Caryophyllales; Amaranthaceae
Exons: 2
Coding region: 2895-3659 (254 amino acids)
Source: RefSeq, a predicted model, not a curated record